AUGUUAUUAGCCCAAGAAAAAAAAUAUAGCAGAGGCUUCAAAUUUAAUCAUGUGUGGCCCAUCCUCAAACACAUUCAGAAAUUUACAAGUGAUGAUAACAUCAAUGCACCAAGUAGAUUCCAACAAGAUGGUCCUAAUUUUACUUCGUCUGAAUCAUCAUCUCACAAUUUUGAUUCUCCGACGUCAGCAUCCACCGGUAUGAGUUCAUUUGAUCUUAAUAUAAAUAAUGAGGAAAUCAUUACUAAUUCAACUGAAAGACCUAUUGGUGUGAGAAAAGCGAAGGCAAAACAAUUAAGUGAUGAUCAAUUUAACAAACUAAUGGAACAAAGUAAAAAACUCAUUCAAGUUAUUGAAAAGAGUAACACAGAUAGAAAUGAACGUCAUAAAAGAAAGACUGAAGAUAAAAUUUUAUUCACGGAUUUGGAUUCUAUAUCCGAUCCAGAGUUUCGCCAGUACAUUCAAAGCGAAAAAAGAAGAAUUUACAGAGAAAGAGCACAAAUAUCCGAAGUUGGAGAACAAAGAGAAAGAUCUCAAUAUCAGGGAUCACAAUAUCGAGCAUCUCAAUAUCAAGGACAAAGUGCUCAAGAUGAAGGGCAACGAUCUCAAGAUCAAGGUGAAAGAUCUGAAAAUAACUCACAAGAUUAUAGUACAUAUUUUGACUAUCUUGGCGGAACAGGGAAUAAUUUUCCAUAUUAUUGA
Messenger RNA from Humulus lupulus (European hop), 699 nucleotides. RefSeq lists its product as uncharacterized. The transcript has a single exon. Lineage: Eukaryota; Viridiplantae; Streptophyta; Magnoliopsida; Rosales; Cannabaceae. Bases 1 to 699 code for a protein of 232 amino acids. The record is from RefSeq and is a predicted model, not a curated record.